GGCGUCGAGUACUGCCUCCAGGACCGAGGCCGGCCCUGCCCCCAGCAACAGCAGGUUCUGCCUCGCUUCCCUCACGUCGAGAGCGUUAUCCAGACGGUCUGCGCAUGCGCCGCCACGCCCUUGUCUCGCCUGCGCUCUGAGGCUGGACUGCCUUGUUCUCUCUCGCCACUCUCUUGGUUCUCUAAUUCCCGAGCUCCCCUUCUCGUAUGCGUUUCCUACCCUAUUCUGAGUUAGAGACACAUGUGUCUGUGCCAUUCCAGCUGAAAAAGGUGGUGGAAGUGACCUCCAGCUAGGCUGCUGUGCAGGAGCGCUGUACGUUGAAAAGAGACAGUGACCUAGAGGCAGGUGGACAGAGCACUAAGGGACCAUCAAGAACCCAGAUCAGAAUUAGUUCCAGACUGACCUCUAGCAUCCAGGAGCUAGACACAGAACCAUGGGACCCCAGCAUUUGCGACCUGUGCAGCUGCUCUGCCUUCUAUGGGCCAUCACCUUCCUGCCUCGGGCUGGAGGUCUUUUGUGCUACGAAGCAGUAGCUUCACUUUUCAGAGGAGUUACCUUCUCUAACUGGCGCUGGCUUCUGUUGAGGAGCAUGGUGUGUAAGCAGAGAGAAGGCUGCGAAGAGACACUAGUGUACAUCGAGACAGGGACCCAUAAGGGAGUUUUGGGUUUUAAAGGCUGCAGCUCAGCCUCAUCCUAUUCUCCACAAGUCUCCUACCUUGUUUCUCCACCUGGAGUGUCCAUUGCUUCCUAUAGCCACGUCUGUCGGACCUAUCUCUGCAACAACCUCACCACCCUGCAGCCAUUUGUGAGACUCAAGGCCACAGAUUCUAAGUCUGUGGUAUAUUCUUCCCAUAACUGCCCAUCCUGUGUGGGUGAGCACAGCCGGGAAUGUCUUCCAGUGUUUGUCGUCCUUGAGUCUUGCCCUAUGAAUGCCUUUGCAUGUUACAGUGCCACCAUAAAAUUUCAGGCAGGGUCUCUCAAUACCACUUUCCUGCUCAUGGGCUGUACUAAUGCAUAUAGAAGUUUUUUAGCAAAAUUUCAUCAUAUUGGCAGCAUCCGAGUGACUGAGGAGCUAAACAUUGUAGAGAAGUCCUGGCUUAUUGGUGCAGGACAUUCCAGUCUAGGUUCUUUUUGGAGCGUCCUCUUAGGCUUCCUGCUUAUCUUCAAGCACUGAUAUCCAGCUGGACUAGACACCCACCCAGAU
Molecule: messenger RNA, 1204 nt
Organism: Cavia porcellus (domestic guinea pig)
Lineage: Eukaryota; Metazoa; Chordata; Mammalia; Rodentia; Caviidae
Gene: Lypd4
Product: LY6/PLAUR domain containing 4
Exons: 6
Coding region: 434-1174 (246 amino acids)
Cellular component (GO): plasma membrane; plasma membrane raft
Source: RefSeq, a predicted model, not a curated record